AUGGAGCAACUUAUUCUCGGUCCUAACAUUACAACAGGUGAAGGUUUUCAAUUAGCUUUAUCAUAUGCAAAACAAAAUACACUCAACAUCACAUUCGAUAAACUUAUAUCGUCGGUUAUUGCUGAAGCUGAAAAAAGAAUCAAUAUGGAUCCAACUGCUUCACUUGAUAAUCUUCCUGUGCUUGUGGCACAAGCGUGUCUUGCCGGUGCCAACAUUAUCUUUCUCGAAAAUGCCAUUAUUGAUGCUCAAACUGAAAAUAUGAAGAAAUUUCUACGAGAUGUUAUUGGUGAACUAGUCAAAUUGUUUAAACACGAUCCUCACGUCGAACAUCAAUUUAUCUUAGAAUAUUCUGAACUAUGUUCUAAGAUAAUUACCAUGCAACUAUUAUAA
Rotaria sp. Silwood2 is the source of this 390-nucleotide messenger RNA. The record is from the annotation of a GenBank genome assembly. NCBI's taxonomy places the organism in Eukaryota, Metazoa, Rotifera, Eurotatoria, Philodinida, Philodinidae.